AUGUUCAACAUCUCGAGCUUGGUGCAGAAGGCACAGUCGUACAUCGAACCGACGCUGAACAACAUAGCUGCCCCAGCCACGACCGACCGCAGACCCUCCAAAGCGACCCUCUUCCGCCACCAGUUCCGCCUGCCUGACACCCAGAACCCCCUCCAGGAGAUCACCGCCGAGCUCACACUUUCACCCCACCACACAACGAGGGGUCCUGGGGACGUCACAUCUGUGGAGAAGGAUCGGAGCCAGGGCAAUCACUAUGUCGGGAAGCUGCACCUUAGCGAGCAGUAUCUCUGCUUCUCAACGCAGGGCUCCAGCUUUGUCAACACGGCCACGCUGAGCUCCAGCAGCAGCUUCACCGGACAGACACACGGGGCAGGGCCGGCUGGGAACGGUUUCACGUUGCCGCUAUGCGGCAUACGCAGGGUCGAGCGUCUGCAUAGCCAGAGCUACAUGUUUGCGCUUGCCAUAACGACAUGGAACGGGGUGCCCGACUCUAAGACACAGGCUCCUGCUGGUCAGAAGCUCACGAUCCAGCUGGCGGGGUCGCGACAAGCUUGCGAGCGCUUUUGCGAUGGUCUCAAGAAGGGCUUGAGAGAGGGCGUCAAGGAGGUGGAGAAUCUGAGAAGAGUGGUGGGACACUGCUAUUCGGAGUACCUCUUGACCGAUGCAGAGGAGAAGAAGGCGGCUGAAGACGGCGCGAAGCCUGGCAAGGAGCAUCCGGAUACUGGCCUGGGCAUGAUCUUUCGAUACCCAGGUAAUGCCCGGAAACUGAGAGACGCGACCAAGAUCAGACUCUGGCGCGAGUAUCUGCGAGACAACGGGCGAAGUGCGACACUCAUUAGACAACCUACCUUCCACAAGCUCAUCCGUGUUGGCUUACCAAACCGAUUACGCGGCGAGAUGUGGGAGCUCACGUCCGGCGCGUUCUUCCUUCGCCUACAGAAUCCAAAUCAAUACACCCAAACACUACAAAAGUUCUCCGGGCGAGAAUCGCUAGCAAUAGACGAAAUCGAGAAGGACUUGAACAGGAGUUUGCCAGAAUACCCAGGUUUCCAGAGCGAAGAGGGCAUCGGCCGGCUGCGCAGAGUCCUGACAGCUUACAGCUGGACGAAUGAGGAAGUCGGCUACUGUCAGGCAAUGAACAUCGUUGUCGCCGCGCUUCUGAUGUAUGUACUGCCCCUCCACAACGAAUGCUGUGAUCUGACUAGCCAAGAUACAUGUCUGAAUCCUCAAGCUUUCUUCCUCCUGUCCGUGCUGUGUGACCGCCUGUUGCCUGGCUACUACUCGCAAACCAUGUACGGCACACUGCUGGAUCAGAAAGUCUUCGAGUCGCUUGUUGAGAAGACGAUGCCCAUUCUCUGGGAUCAUUUGGUCAAAUCAGACGUUCAACUGUCUGUAGUUUCUUUACCUUGGUUUCUUUCACUCUACAUCAACUCUAUGCCCUUAAUAUUUGCUUUCCGUGUACUAGACGUUUUCUUCCUAGAAGGCCCGAAAGUCCUCUUCCAGAUCGGACUUGCCAUCCUUCGUAUCAACGGUGAAGAGCUACUCGACGCUACAGACGACGGCGCCUUCAUCUCUGUCCUCAAGUCGUACUUCUCGCGACUGGACGAGUCAGCGCAUCCCAAGUCGGAAAACCCUAAGCUACGAGCGGUCACUCGAUUCCAAGAGCUUAUGGUUGUGGCAUUCAAGGAGUUUGCUGGUAUCACGCAAAACACCAUCUCAGAACAGCGAGGGAAGCACAAAGACGCGGUCUUGGAGAACAUUGAGAAUUUCGCCAAGCGCACUUCUAUCAGGAAUCUUGGUCCCGAGAGCAAGAAGCUAAGCGUUGCCGAUCUGGGAUUUUUGUAUGACAAGUUCUACGCUGUGCUCUACGAGCGGCAACAGCGAGCGGAGAUCAUGCAGCAGGAGGCUGAAAGAAAAGCGAAAGCUAGUAAGAUGAAAGCGAACGAGAUUGUCACUGGGAUUCCAGGCAACAGUGCGGAGAAGGGCCGAGUAGCUCUUGGACCGAGUCCGACCCAGAUGGACUACGAUGCUUUUAGAGAGUUCCUUGCUGGUAUUGCGAAGUGGGCUAUCACCGACUCCCCUAGCUCUCCUGCCGAAGCCAAUAACACCCAAGCAACACACUCUUACUUUGGCAGCAGCUUGAGGAACAAGCCACCAAUGUCACCUUGGGGAUCCGGACCGGAGCCAGCAGAGCAUGAGUUCAUGCGACGUUUGUUCCGGCGAUGGGACGUGGACAUGACUGACUCCCUGUCGUUACAAAACGUCGUAACCGGAUUCGCUCACGUCAAAGGAACCAAGGACAUCAUGUCCAAUAUUAGCUACUUCUUUGAGCUGUAUGAUGAUGACGGCGAUGGCAAGGUCGAUCGCGAGGGCAUACUACGGAUAUCAGAGGCCCUUUUGUUCCUGUCCCGGAGAGGGGUUGUGGACGCAAGCCCAUCAACAUCGACGACCGAUAUUAGCAACAACCCAGAACGGCUCACUCGCGACGAACAGUUCCUCAGCAGUGUCUCCGCAUUCAUUCGAAGGUGUUUCGAAUACGCCGAUCCUGAUCACCCAUCAAAUCAAGACAGCCGGGCAGUGGAGCAAGCGAAGGAUGGUGUAGACAAUUUUGCCAUUGGAGAUGAUGACGAAGAAGAGGACGAUCUCAUCGACUUUGGCUCGGAGCCAUCUACACCCAAAGCAUCAAAGACGCCCGUCAAGUCUAACAAGAACCCGCUCUCUCCGGCCGCGUCAACACACACGACAGACUCAGAAUCAGCAGAACGCAAUCAAAAGGCAGAAUCAGCCAAUCUCGCACUCGACCCCAACAAGCCCCUACACAUCACGCUACCUACAUUCAGGAUGGUCAUCCUGGCAGAUGAGGUGCUCGAGCAGUUCUUUGAGGUUGGCUUCUCAUCAUCCUUCCGUCUCGCUGAUGAAUCACUACCAUUCUCUUCCAGUUCUGCAAACCUAACGACUUUCUCAAAUGCAGGAAAGCAAGCAGCCGGCGUGGGCAGUGGUAUGGGCGUUGUUGGCGGUGCAGGAGCUGGAGUCGUCCCACCAGGCAAGGGUCUACGAGGCAUGCUGGACAACAUCGUCACAGAUGGCAUGCGCGUCGCAGCAGAGGUCAGGCGCAGAUAUGACGAAGCACAAAAGGAGCUUGACAGGGAGGCAAGGCAUGGUAGGGAAGACGACGAUGAAGAUGAAGACGCAAAGGACUCUGAUCUCCUUGAAGGUGCGGAGACUGCUGGCGUGGAUGUUGCGAAAGGUGAUGCUCCAGAUCUAUUGUCGGCUGGUAGCCCAAGUGAGAUCAAGACAACAAGGAAUCGGUCGGCAAGUGAUGCUAGUAGAAGGGUGUUGGAGUUUGAGCGAUAG
This is a messenger RNA of Parastagonospora nodorum SN15, 3354 nucleotides long. RefSeq lists its product as hypothetical. NCBI's taxonomy places the organism in Eukaryota, Fungi, Ascomycota, Dothideomycetes, Pleosporales, Phaeosphaeriaceae. Bases 1 to 3354 code for a protein of 1117 amino acids. The record is from RefSeq and is a predicted model, not a curated record. The transcript has 3 exons.